AAAAAUAUAAUUUUAAAACUGAAAUGUCUUUCAUCUGACACUGACAGGUCACAUUGAAUUAAAGUUCUUAUUAAUAAUAUAGUAAUUAAAGUUUGUGGUUGUUUUCUUGUCACAGAAUCGAAUUAUAUGUUCUUUGCAAUACAUCGGGGCGAGAUUUGACACUGUUUAAAAAUAAACAUGACUUGUCAUCUUGAAGUAAAAUCAAAAUUUGGACAUCAGAAAAAAAUAAGUGAUACAACAGAAUUCAAGGAGUUGACCAAAAAAGAUGCCGAAAUACAGUUGUCUCAUGAACUAGAGAAAUUGCUUUUAACUGCAACAACUGAAAAAGAAAGAUAUGAACAUGAAUUUUCAGGUUACAAAAAGUUGUUUGAGCAAUUUCUUCAAGGAACAGGACCAUCAUUACAAUGGGAUAAGAUUGAACCUUUGCCUGCUGAAGCUAUUAAAAACUAUGCAAGUCUUGCUGAACCUGCUCUUGAUUCAAUAAGAGAUAUGCUUAACAAGCUUGUUGUCAUCAAAUUAAAUGGUGGACUUGGGACAAGUAUGGGUUGUACUGGUCCAAAAUCAAUUAUUCCUGUUAGGAACGAUCUCACAUUUUUGGAUUUGACAGUUCAACAAAUUGAACACUUGAAUAACACAUAUGAUGCUGAUGUACCACUGGUUCUGAUGAAUUCAUUCAAUACUGAUGAAGAUACCCAAAAGGUUUUAAGAAAAUAUAGAGGGUUUCGAAUAAAAAUUCACACUUUUACACAGAGCAAGUAUCCUAGGAUUAAUAAAGAGAGUUUGAUGCCCAUUGCUUAUUCACUUGAUGAUGAAGAUCCUGAAGCAUGGUAUCCACCUGGUCAUGGUGACUUCUAUGGGACAUUCUGUAAAUCAGGACUGUGCGAAAUGUUUCUCAAAGAAGGUCGAGAAUUCUGCUUCAUUUCAAACAUAGAUAAUCUUGGAGCAACUGUAGAUAUUAAUAUCUUAAACUCUUUGAUAAAUCCUGCUAAGAAGCCAUCACCUGAAUUUGUAAUGGAAGUAACAGACAAAACAAAUGCUGACGUGAAGGGUGGAACAUUAAUUCAGUAUGAAGGAAAAUUACGACUACUGGAAAUAGCUCAAGUGCCAAAAGAUCAUGUUGAUGAAUUCAAAAGUGUGAAAAAAUUUAAAAUUUUUAAUACAAAUAAUUUAUGGAUUAAAUUGGAAAGCAUAUCAAGACUUGUGAGCUCAGGGGGACUGGACAUGGAGAUUAUUGUAAAUCCCAAACACCUUGAUAGUGGAAUCAAUGUAAUUCAAUUAGAAACUGCAGCUGGUGCUGCCAUGAAGGCUUUUACUGGGGCUAUUGGUAUAACUGUUCCUCGAAGUCGUUUCCUUCCUGUCAAAAAGACUUCAGAUCUCUUGCUUGUUAAAAGCAAUUUAUAUUCCAUGCAGAAUGGAUACUUAGUAAUGAGCCCUUUGCGCGCAUUUCCUACUGUGCCAUUAGUCAAAUUAGGAGAUAACCAUUUUGCUAAGGUGCAAGAAUUCCUGAGAAGGUUUGCCAGUAUUCCUGAUAUGUUAGAGUUGGACCAUUUGACUGUUUCUGGAGAUGUGACAUUUGGGAAAGGUGUAUCACUGAAGGGAACAGUUAUAAUUAUUGCAAAUCAUGGAGAUCGAAUAGAUAUACCACCAGGAUCCAUACUUGAGAAUAAGAUUGUGUCUGGAAAUCUCAGAAUACUUGAUCAUUAACUGUGUGUGCCAUUGCAUUGUCUGCAUUCAUAUCUUCUGUACUUAGUGCAAUCUGACUGUCAUUGUUAUUUAUUCCCUAACAUCUGAAUGGAAGCCAUAGCACAGUUUUGUUUGUUUUCCUAAGAUAUUUAAACAAGAUAACAAAAAAUAUAUCAGGUUGUUUUGUUUCACUGCCAUUGCAUUUAGUUCUGUAGCUGAAAGAAUUCUCAAUGUUGGGUGACGUUUUUGAGCAAAUUAUAUAUUUUAUAUGAAAAUUAACAGCAAUAUUGUAGUCGUAUUUUGAAUAGAUUAUUCAUUUUUCCUUGAGAAAAAUGUAUUUUUAUGAAAACAAGAUCUGAAAUAAAAGUG
Messenger RNA from Argiope bruennichi, 2052 nucleotides. Its product is annotated as UTP--glucose-1-phosphate uridylyltransferase-like. The transcript has 15 exons. Gene Ontology annotation, cellular component: cytoplasm. Bases 178 to 1704 code for a protein of 508 amino acids. Lineage: Eukaryota; Metazoa; Arthropoda; Arachnida; Araneae; Araneidae. Gene Ontology annotation, biological process: glycogen metabolic process; UDP-alpha-D-glucose metabolic process. Gene Ontology annotation, molecular function: UTP:glucose-1-phosphate uridylyltransferase activity. The record is from RefSeq and is a predicted model, not a curated record.